UCUACUUCCACUCAGUUCCACAUCUUUCUUUAUCAAACUUAAAUUUCAAAUAGCAUUCAAGUUCGUUUAAUGUUUAAUGUUUCAUUUCAUAAACCCGGAAUUUAAAUAACAUUAAAAGAUUGGAACACUUGGACGACAGCUUUAGAUAGUUAAAAUUUAAAGCCCAUUACUAUAUUAUUAGUUCUUAUUCCAUAGUGAUUGAGAUCCAAAACUCGUGUAUACAUUUUUAAAUAGUCGAAUUAGUACUUUAAUAAGCUCAACUAUGCCGACCUGGAAUCAAAUUCAAAGUCAAUUAAGAAACCCACAGAACCCUGUUGUAUUCUUUGACAUAUCUGUUGGAAGAACGGAAAUUGGUAGAUUAAUAAUGGAAUUAUAUGCAGACAUUGUGCCUAAGACUAGUGAAAAUUUUCGCCAAUUUUGUACUGGUGAACACAAAAAAGAUGGAAUUCCUUUUGGGUAUAAAGGAUGUUGUUUUCACAGGAUAAUUAAAGAUUUCAUGAUACAAGGUGGAGAUUUUGUAAAUGGUGAUGGAACUGGGGUAAUGAGUAUAUAUGGAGCAGAUACAUUUUCAGAUGAAAAUUUUAAACUUAAUCAUGACGCACCUGGACUUUUAUCAAUGGCAAACAGUGGUGUAGACACCAAUGGAUGUCAGUUUUUUAUCACUUGCGCUAACUGUAACUUUUUGGAUGGAAAACAUGUGGUAUUUGGUCGUGUCAUAGAUGGGUUGUUGGUAAUGAGAAAAAUUGAAAAUGUUCCUACUGGUCCAAAUAACAAACCAAAAAUUCCUAUUGUUAUAUCACAAUGCGGACAAUUAUAAUAGCUAUAAGUUGUACUUUCUUUCUCAUAUAUUUUGUCGCUCAUUUGUAUGCAUAUUAAAAAUAAAUAAAUAUCAAAUUAUA
Molecule: messenger RNA, 899 nt
Organism: Rhopalosiphum padi (bird cherry-oat aphid)
Lineage: Eukaryota; Metazoa; Arthropoda; Insecta; Hemiptera; Aphididae
Product: peptidyl-prolyl cis-trans isomerase H
Exons: 5
Coding region: 263-817 (184 amino acids)
Biological process (GO): protein folding; protein peptidyl-prolyl isomerization
Cellular component (GO): intracellular membrane-bounded organelle
Molecular function (GO): peptidyl-prolyl cis-trans isomerase activity
Source: RefSeq, a predicted model, not a curated record